Molecule: messenger RNA, 993 nt
Organism: Caenorhabditis briggsae
Lineage: Eukaryota; Metazoa; Nematoda; Chromadorea; Rhabditida; Rhabditidae
Gene: Cbr-srh-186
Product: Protein CBR-SRH-186
Exons: 2
Coding region: 1-993 (330 amino acids)
Source: RefSeq, a predicted model, not a curated record
AUGAGCAACGCCACUUGUAAUACCAAUAUCUUCACACCUCCAGAAUUCCUCAGCACAUUUGUCCAUAUUCUGACCAUAUUUUCAACGCCAGGACAUAUUCUUGGGGUAUACUGUAUUCUGUACAAGACUCCGGAAUCUAUGAAAACUGUAAAAUUGAGCUUAUUGAAUUUGCAUUUAUGGACAAUUCUAUUGGAUUAUUCAUUGAGUUUAUUUGUGAUUCCAUUUAUUUGGUGGCCAACGAUGGGAGGGAUUACAUUGGGAAUUUUGGGGAAGAUUGGAAUCAGUACGGCAAUUCAGUUUUAUUGGAUGCUCACUUUGAUGGCUUUAACCUCAAUUGCAAUUCUCUGGAUGUUUGAGUAUCGCUUUAAUGUUCUAUUCAUCAAACCCCAAAAUCUCUGGUCCAAAAUCAGAAAGCCAUGGCUAUCUCUCCAUUAUCUGUAUGCCAUUUUCUAUAUGAUUCCACCAUUUUUCGAUCCAGGAAACCAAUUGGAAAUUCUACAAGAAUCCCAUCGUCGGAAUCCUUGUAUUCCAUUAAAAUUGGUGGAAAAUUUUGAGUUUUUUAUUCUAAGUCUCAAUUGGACAUAUUCAAUCACUGUUAUUGGGAUUAUCGUGGCCGAUGUUUGUCUUGGAAUUUUAUUUUUUACAUUUCAAAUUUAUUGGAAAAUUUUGAAGCAAGUCAAGAGGAAAAGUAUGUCAAAACGUACCUUCAAUCUUCAAAAAUCUCUUCUUUUUGCACUUUUUAUACAAGUUAUGAUUCCAUUGAACCUAUUUUUGAUACCAAUUCUCUAUGCUGGCUACGCGGUUGUAUUUAAUUAUUCAAAUCAAGGAAUCAAUAAUUUAGCAAUGGCGACUGGAUCAACUCAUGGAUUGUGCUCUACUGUAACCAUGCUCUUGAUACAUUCUCCGUAUCGGAAAGCAAUUUUUGGAAUUUUCGAGAAACCUAAAAAAGUUAUGACCGGUCCAUCUUCUAAUGUUUCUGUUAUCAAGUUUUGA